AUGUUCACACCACCACAAGAAUUUAACUUCUUUUUGAGACCACAAAAUUAUGCAAACAAUGUGCAAGAUCAAAUGUCCAUUCGAUCGAACAAAAUUAUUGGAAGUCCUAAAUUACUCUUUGGAGAUUAUGUGCAACCAGAAAUUGUGGCUCCAACUGCUGUGUAUUCUUUCAAUAUUACUCAACCAUCCGUGUACAAUUCACCAAGUGGUGGCACUAUUUCAGUAACGAAUAUUGAUGAAGUUUAUAUCAAUUCAGGACUUGUGAAUUAUACGUUUUAUUUAGUGAAUUCGGUGGCAGAUUUGAAACCUGAAAAUCAAAUUUCAUGCACCCUUGCAACCAUCAACUCAAAGAAUGGAUUUAAUUGUGAUUAUAGUAGUUUUGCGAAUCGACCAAAUGCUCUUUUGAAUGUAUGUGGAUGUUCACCCUAUACCACAGACACUCGUUCCGUUUCCUCUGGAAAUUGUGAAUCAAAUUGUAAUUUGAAAAUCAUGUUUGCCAUUUCCAAGCAAUCCAUGACUUCACCAGCAACCUAUCUCACAAAGAAUGCGCUUUCAAUCCUUCCUCCGUUGAAAAUUCAAUCCAUCAUUCCAGAUUCAGUCCUCCUAGGAAAUAUGAACAGUGUUAAUUUUACAAUUGUGACAAGUUUGGACAGCUUUGCCAUACCAUCACAGUUCCAAACCAUUGAUUACAAGUUUGUUGAAGUGGAUGGAAUCACUGGUGUUGAGUUAUCGAGACAAUAUCAAGGAACGGCAUCUUUUUUGAAUUCUAAACAACUUUCAUUGUCACCUGUAUUUGCAAAUAGUAUUUCCUCAUCAGGAUUUUAUAUUUUAAAGCUUUCAGUGGAUGGACCAUUAGGAACUUUCAGUACUGAUCAUGGUAUUCGAAGAUUGAGUGUCAUGGACGCAACAAGUGUGACAGUUACAAAAUUUGAGGAAUAUACUUUGGUGAAUUCGACUGCAGUUUCUGCAGGUUAUGCUGACGAUACCAUUUCUCCUGCUGCCAAACCAUUUCGAAUUCUCGGUUCGAAUUUUCCCAAAUCAGAAACCAUCAAAAUUAAGCUCACCUUAAUCAGUAAGCCAACUAAUUCAAAAACAAGAAAAGUCAUGGAAAAACUUUCUAGAAACAAUUACAAGUCACAUGUGAGAAAUGCUCGCACUUCCUAUCAAAAGAGAAUGAUUCAAGAACAAUACGCACAAAACAAUGGAAGUAUCUCAUUCCUCGCUGAUUGCACAAGUUUCACAUCCACAGAAAUUCGAUGCCUCUCUCCCAAUAUUUUAUCGUCUGGUGUUUCACUUCCAUUGAGUUUUGGAGUUACCAUAUCAUUUGACGGUUCUUUCACAAGUGCUGUCUAUGUACCCAAGAAGAAUGGUCAAGAUUAUACAGUGACCGUUCGUGAAUCUGAAAUUCCAGUCAUUGUUCAAGCCAUUCCAACAAAGGGACCAAUUAAUCCAACCGAUGAUUCCAAAGGACCUGGUUUUUUAACCGUCACUCUGAAAGGUAUUACCACAGACGUCACGAAAUGCACAAUCGAAUACACAAAAGUCAAAGGAACAAAUGUGUAUGUGAAUUAUACAGUACCUGCAGGAACACUUCUCACGAAUGAGGAAUUCAAAUGUGUCAUCAAUACUGCUGCCUUAAAUGAAACGAUUUAUCAGUACAAUUUGGGAGUGUAUCCAAGUCAACGAAUCAAAUUCCCUGCCAAAGACAGUUUCAAGAUUUUCCUUCACACUUCCACUAAUUUACCAAGUGAUGGAUUUCCAUUUGAAUUUUAUGAACAUCCAGUCAUUCAAUCAGUCUCUCCACUCGAAGUCGAUGCUAAGGGUGAAAAUUACAUGAUCAUUUCUGCAGAUCCAAAUUAUGCUUCGUUCGAUUCUGAAUCUCGAAUUUAUUUCAAACUCGGAGAUUUUACUUCAGAAUUUGAUUGUCAAUUCAAUCAUGCGUAUGAAAUCAAUUGUACCACUCCAUCUCAUCCAGAUGGUCCAGCAACGGUUGCCAUCUCGUAUAACAAUUAUCAAUUUGCAUACUCGACUGUGAGUGUCAAUGUGAAAGCUUGUGCUGCUGGUUACUCUGCACCUGAUUAUAUCAAUACAUGUGAAGCAUGUCCAUUGGGAACUUACAAACCUUUGGAAGGAUUCUUUGCUUGCAUUCAAUGUGAAAUUGGAAGUUACAACAAUCAAACUGCUCAAUCUAAAUGUGUGAACUGUGGUGCCUUUAAAACUACUGUGUCUGUGGGAUCCAGUUCCAUCUUGAAUUGCGAUUGCGAUAAGGGUUAUUAUAGAAGAAAUGGCUCUUCACCUGUGAGUGCCGACUGUUGGGCAUGUCCAGUCGGUGCUACUUGUCCUGGAGGCUCUGCUUUGCCUGUUCCAAUUCCAGGACAAAAUUUAACACUCGAAGGACGAUGUGGAACUGGAUAUACUGGAAUCAAGUGUGUUUCUUGUGUUCCUGGAUUGUAUUUCAAGAGUGGAGAUGUAUGUCAACAAUGUAAUGAGGAUAUUCAAUUGCGUUUCUUGAUUGUCGUGGCAGUGAUUUUGGUGUUGGCUGUAUUGUUUUUCAAAUUUGCACAGUUGAAGGUUUCUCACUUGUCCAGUAUUAGUAUUGCUGUGAGCUAUUUCCAAAUUAUUGCAGUUUUCACAGUUUACAAUUUUGAAUGGCCUCAAAGUUUACAACAAGCCUUUGACACUCUCAAAUUCUUUAACUUGAAUUUGAAUAUUUUUGUUCCAGAAUGUGUAGCAAUCAUCACUUAUGGCUUAAAAUGGGGAUUGACAUUGGCUCUUCCUGUAUUUUUCGGAGCUCUUUUAUUAGUCGCUUUCGGAUUGGAAUGUUUAAGAAGUGCCAUUCUCUCCAAACUUCCUCUCAUUGCACAAAUUCGAAAACAUCCAAAAAUUGCGGCAUGGUACGACAUGACUCACCACAACUUUAUCAUUCGAGUACUAAAAGGAAUGAGAAGAGAUCUCAUUCGAUUAUUCCUCGUUCCUCGAUCGAAACGUGAAUUGGUGAAUUUUGGAGACAUGUUCAUUCACACCUUUAUUGUCAUUAUUAGUUUCAGUUAUGUCUUUGUUGUGACCAAAGCUGCUGAAAUUUUCGAUUGUCGUGAAACAACUGUGAAUGGUGUGAAAAAGUGGUUUGUGAGUGCAGAUCCCACUCUCUAUUGUUUUGAAGAUACUUGGUGGGUCUAUUUCACAUUUGCAUUAUUGACCUUUAUUUUCUUUGGAUUGGGAACCAUUGUAUUAUUUGCUUACAUUUUAUGGAAGAAGAAUGAUGAAAGUAAGAGAUACAAAUUCUAUGCACGAUUUCGUUUUCUAUUCAUACGUUUCAGAAAUGGCAGAUUAUUUUGGGAAAUUAUUAUAAUUUUGAGAAAAUUGAGUAUUUCAGCUGCCAUCAUCUUCUUUUCCACAUGGCCCAUCCUUGUCGUUCUCUUUACCAUGUUUGUCAUUUUCAUGAGUUUUAUUUUACAAACUCAUCAUGUCCCUUAUCGAAGAGUCUUCCACAAUGUGAUGGAAUAUUUAGUGUUAUUAUCGACCGAAUUUCUACUCUUCUCAGGCCUCUUAUUUUACGUGAAUAACUUUCCCAAUGAAGAGACUGCCUCAGCACUCGGUUAUUUGUGUAUCAUUGUAGUGAUUGUAAGCUCGGUGGCCAUUGUCGUGUUGGUUGCGUUGGACUUUUUAUCUCAAUAUCUAUCGGAUCGAAGAAAGAAGAAACAAAUGGAAGAACAACGAAAGAAUCAGAAAGCAGCUCUCACUGUGGGUGGUAAUACCGCAACAACAACAACAGCAGCAACUACAGAAUACAUUGGAACAAGUCUCAUCCAACCAUCUUCACAGGCCAUGGAUUCGAGUGUCUCAAUUACGGUUCAGCAAGAUCCUGCAGCCGCAACCACCAACCAUGGUUCCCAAGAACAACGUUUACCAUUGAAACUUCGAUUGAAGAAUCAAUGCUUGCGUCUGUGGAAACUCUUCACUGAAUACUUGAAGAAGAUUGAGGGUGAGUCCUUAGAUGCCGAUCUCGAAGAAUACGAUCAAGAUCGUUUAUGGGAUGUUGAAUUACUCGAUCGAGGUCUCCCUCUCGUCAUGAAGAAACCACAACGAUAUCAUCCAUCAAAAGAAGAAGAAGAACAAGAUGACACCAAUUCCUCCAAUGCAGUAGGAGCAGGAGCCACUGGUACAGUCCAUGAAAGUUUGUCCCUCAAUGAAAUCAAGUUAUCGAAUGAUGGUCAAGAUCCUACUACACACAAAUAUCCAACAACAACAUCCAUGCAAGGACCAAAGGGAGUCGAUCCAAAAACACUCUCACGACUCGUGUUGGCCCGAUCGAGUUCGGAUGUUUCCUCCUCACACACUGCCUCGAGUAGUGUGAAUAAUAGUCAAACGAAUUUAUUGAGACAUGAUUCGAGUACGAGCUCAUUGAAUGAAAAUGCCAAUCAUUCGAAUACAGAGUAA
Naegleria lovaniensis is the source of this 4437-nucleotide messenger RNA. RefSeq lists its product as uncharacterized. The record is from RefSeq and is a predicted model, not a curated record. The coding region runs from base 1 to 4437 and encodes 1478 amino acids. NCBI's taxonomy places the organism in Eukaryota, Heterolobosea, Eutetramitea, Acrasida, Naegleriidae. The transcript has 4 exons.